Loxodonta africana (African savanna elephant) is the source of this 1646-nucleotide messenger RNA. It is a transcript of the gene NTMT1, whose product is annotated as N-terminal Xaa-Pro-Lys N-methyltransferase 1. Gene Ontology annotation, molecular function: N-terminal protein N-methyltransferase activity. The transcript is spliced from 5 exons. The record is from RefSeq and is a predicted model, not a curated record. Gene Ontology annotation, cellular component: cytoplasm. Bases 287 to 958 code for a protein of 223 amino acids. Lineage: Eukaryota; Metazoa; Chordata; Mammalia; Proboscidea; Elephantidae.
CGGAAGUGACGUGCCCUGAGCGGACAAAGGCAUCGUGCGCCGGGAGCAGUUGCGGCCCGUCGUGGUUUGGUUUGGCUGUGGACCUGUGGGGUCUCUGCUACCCUCCUUUCCUCUCCGUCCUCUUCUCCCGGGUUCCGGGAGUCCCCGCCCGGGGCUGCCAUUCUCAUAUGUUGAACUGCUGUCCACACAGAUCCAGGGAGGUACGGGCCCUGUCCAUGAGGCUGCAAGAGGGAGGAGGAGAGGCACUGUUGCUGAGCACUUGAGCAGACACGUGGUUGGUGACAGUAUGACAAGUGAGGUGAUAGAAGACGAGAAACAAUUCUACUCAAAGGCCAAGAUGUACUGGAAAGAAGUCCCACCCACAGUGGACGGCAUGCUCGGGGGGUAUGGCCACAUCUCCAGCAUCGACAUCAACAGCUCCCGGAAGUUCCUGCAGAGGUUUUUGAGGGAAGGCCCAAACAAGACAGGAACUUCCUAUGCCCUGGACUGUGGAGCUGGCAUUGGAAGGAUCACUAAGCGGCUGCUCUUGCCAUUGUUCAAAGUGGUGGAUAUGGUUGAUGUGACGGAGGACUUUCUGGUUAAAGCUAAGACCUACCUGGGUGAGGAGGGCAAGAGAGUGAGGAACUAUUUCUGUUGUGGUCUCCAGGACUUCAGCCCAGAGCCUAGCUCUUACGACGUUAUCUGGAUUCAGUGGGUGAUAGGCCACCUGACUGAUCAGCACCUGGCCGAGUUCCUGCGGCGCUGCAAGCGGGGUCUGCGCCCCAAUGGCAUCAUUGUCAUCAAAGACAACAUGGCACAGGAGGGCGUGAUCCUGGACGACGUGGACAGCAGCGUGUGUCGGGACCUCGAGGUGGUGCGCAGGAUCAUCCGCAGUGCAGACCUCAGCCUUCUGGCAGAGGAGAGGCAGGAGAACCUCCCUGACGAGAUUUACCAUGUCUACAGCUUUGCCCUCAGAUGAGCCCCAGCCGGGUGGCAGAGAAACUGAGGGACCAGUGUGGGGGUGGGAAGGGAGCUGGCAGCUAUGAGAGAACCAGCGGUUCAUGUUGACGGUUCAGGGGUAUUGAGAGACCACUAAAUAUACCUGUUUGCCAUCUACUCACUAUACAGACUCUUUUUAUAGAGGCAAAAGGGGACCCAGUGGGUCAUGCAAGGAGCCUGGCUCUGGCUGCCUUGAAAGGCAGGGAGCAGAGCCUGUGUGGCUCUAGGUGCUCCCUAUAUGGGAAGACAGUGAUCACAUCAGACGCUGAAGUCCUCUGGGUCUUGGCUAACACCAUCUGGCCUUUCAACCAUAGAUCUGGCUGCCUUAAGAGGAAGAAAAUAUCCCUGUUGCUGUGGACUUGAAGAACUGGGGUCUUUACCUAGGGGGGAGAGAGGCAUGGCCUCCUGGAGAGAGAUAAGCCAGGCCGUGGAGCCUGUGGGUGCCUGCACACUCCUGGCUGGGAGGCCUACCCUGGAGUCAGCCACGUUGUGCAGCUUGUGGGAAUCUCCAUGGUUCUGAGUCCUAUUUGGUGAUGGCGCCCUGGUGUCUAUAAUGAAUGUGACAGUCACAGCAUCCUGCAGCAAGGGGAGACACCUGUGGCUCCUCCUGGGCAGGCAUUUUCAGUUGAAAAUAAAAAGGGAUGAAUCCCUGGACUGUUAAAGCCCUA